GACUAGGAGGUAGGCGCAGGCGUUUUAAAGUGAAAGAUCUGAAUUUCAAGAAGGAACCAGCGUCCCCUUCCCUGAAGCCAUCGCUUGCCAUGGAAGAAGAGACUGCCACUAGAUUAUAACGGAUUCCUUUGCUGGGGGCUAGGGGGGUGUCUUUUGUUGCUGUUAUCGUCAUCCCCCCCGUUUGGGGCACUUUCAGAGAAUUUUUGUUGCUGGUUGUUUAUUGCUGCCGCUACCCAGAUGUUAGUUCACACGUAUUCCGCCAUGGACCGCUCCGACGGGCUGAACGGGAGCUCCACCGGCGGGCGCCUCUCGCAGCUGUCCUCGCUCAACCAGGCGGCGGCGUACUCCUCGGCUCCCCCUCUGUGCCACACGCCGGCCUCGGACUUCCAGCCGCCCUACUUCCCGCCGCCCUACCCGCAGCCCCCGCUGCCCUACUCGCAGAGCCAAGAGGCCGGCUACCCGCACCUGGGCGACCCCUACGCCGGCAUCAGUCCCAUCCACCAGCACCAGCAGGGCGGCUGGCACUCGCAGCGGGCGCGCCAGGAAGAAGCCGCCGCCGCCGCCGGCCUCCUCUCGCAGACACACCGCGCGCUGGGCCUGGAUCCGCGCAGGGACUACGCCGGCGUGCCGCGGUUGCUGCACGGCCUAGCCGACGGGGCGCACGCACUGGGCGACGGGCCGCUGGGACUCCACGCCCUGGGCCACCACAGCCUCGAAGACAUCCAGGCAGUGGAUGAAACGGGCAUGAGUCUCUUGGACCAGUCUGUGAUCAAAAAAGUGCCCAUCCCCUCAAAAGCCAAUGGCACCACCAUCUCUGCCCUGACAAUGAACAAAGACACCCUGAUCGGAGGGGUGACCAAUCCGAACGAAGUCUUCUGCUCAGUGCCUGGCCGCCUGUCCCUCCUCAGCUCCACCUCCAAGUACAAAGUAACUGUCGGCGAAGUCCAGAGACGCCUCUCGCCCCCUGAGUGUCUGAACGCCUCCCUUCUUGGUGGGGUCCUCCGGAGAGCAAAGUCUAAAAAUGGUGGUAGAUGCUUACGGGAAAGACUGGAGAAGAUAGGGUUAAAUCUACCCGCAGGGAGGCGCAAAGCUGCAAAUGUCACCUUGCUAACGUCGCUGGUGGAAGGAGAAGCCGUUCACCUUGCCCGAGAUUUUGGCUACGUGUGUGAAACAGAGUUUCCAGCCAAGGCCGCUGCGGAGUACCUCUGCCGCCAGCACUCCGACCCUAGUGAACUCCAUGCCCGGAAGAACAUGCUCCUGGCAACCAAGCAAAUCUGCAAAGAGUUUGCCGAUUUGAUGGCCCAAGAUCGCUCUCCACUUGGAAACAGCCGCCCAUCGCUCAUCUUGGAACCCGGCGUUCAGAGUUGCUUGACCCACUUCAGCUUAAUAACUCAUGGUUUUGGGGGGCCGGCCAUCUGCGCGGCCCUCACGGCGUUCCAGAACUACUUGGUGGAGUCGCUCAAAGGGUUGGAUAAAAUGUUCAUGAACAGCACAGGCAACGGCCACCCCGUCAGUGACUCCAAAACAUCAGAAAAGGAGGUGAAACAUCGGAAAUAACCCCCACCGUCCCCCAGUCUGCCCCAAGCAGAGGGCUCUUCCACUCCCCAGUUCAUGAGAUAGGAGGCCUGGUCUUAGCAGCGCUGGAAAACGAAAAACCAGUUAAGACCCAACCCUUCUGCCAUGUUUCCCAACUGUGACACAAGUAGCUCUGAAACCAAGUAAACAACAAACGAAGAUUGAAGGAAGAGGAAUAUCUCCAUGGACCUCAUCGCGACGGAAGCCAGUCAAGAGAAGUUGAUGGCUUCUGCUGACACUUUUGAUGUUCUGUAGCAGGUUCCGGAAGCUAGGUCACAUGUGCAAUUCCACCCCCACCCCCACCCCAUUUUUCUUUUUGAACAAAGGCCAAGGCCACAGUCGCAAAAUAUGGAGGCGUUCCUGGAGAUGAGCAACAUAAAAUUGUGGAAUCUACUUCAAGUCAAUGUGCCAAUGGAUAUUUAUUUGUGUCAUGGGACAGACCUGGUUAUGUAAAGCCGUAGAGAAAGGAUCCACAGAUAUCCACUUUUGGUGUGGUCCUAUGGUCACAGAAAGGGGAACCUUGCCAGUGAUGCUAUCUCUGAGCAGUUCUGUGGCUUUGUUUACUUAUUUUGACCAGUUGGAACUCACUGAGCAUCUUCUCUAGGUCCAGAGAAAGUUUUGCAGAAGACAGAUACACCAAUAUGUACCUUUUGGAAGGUUCCCCUAAAAGAAGCAGAAUCCAUGUUAACCUUCCAUUCUAUCCUAGGGUCUUUUGGCCAACCUGAACCCAAGACGAGUGAGGUUCUACUACUAGCUUCCCUUCCCAGGUUUUCAAGACAUUAGUAAUAAUAUUAAAUAAAAUAAUAAUAAUAAUAAUAAUAAUAAAUUAAUAAAUGAUUAAAGCACAAGGAGCAGGACUUGAAAGAGGCCAAACCGAACUGUUUUGAAAUCUGUAUAUAUUUAUUUAUGUGUAAUUAAAUCAAAAAAGUUUUAAAAUGUCCAGUGCGCGUUAUUUAUAUCCAAUUAAGUUGGGACUUCUUAAAAAAAAAUCUUUUUGAAAGAUAAGUUGGUUUUUGGAAUUUUCUGGAAUGAUGUUUUGGAUACACAACAUGUAGCAUGGACAAUAGCCUGUGAUCCUAUACAAUUAGAGACAUUUAGCCCGGUUUGGUUAUUUUUCUUUUGUACGUGCUGUUGUUUCUCUUUUAAAAGCUGCAAUAGAUGUACAAUGCCGCCGCCACCACAAUGUCAGUCAUUAUCUUAAUAAAACCUCUUUUUAUUUGGAAACAGAA
Messenger RNA from Hemicordylus capensis (graceful crag lizard), 2804 nucleotides. It is a transcript of the gene TFAP2E, whose product is annotated as transcription factor AP-2 epsilon. The transcript has 7 exons. The record is from RefSeq and is a predicted model, not a curated record. The coding region runs from base 238 to 1557 and encodes 439 amino acids. Gene Ontology annotation, cellular component: nucleus. Gene Ontology annotation, molecular function: DNA-binding transcription factor activity, RNA polymerase II-specific; RNA polymerase II transcription regulatory region sequence-specific DNA binding. Gene Ontology annotation, biological process: regulation of transcription by RNA polymerase II; anatomical structure development; regulation of cell population proliferation. NCBI's taxonomy places the organism in Eukaryota, Metazoa, Chordata, Lepidosauria, Squamata, Cordylidae.